AUGGCUAUUGGUUUUGAUUUUUUUGCCAAUGGUGGCGAGACGGGAUUGCAUGCCACAACUGAGCAACAUGCAGAGAAAUCCACAAGGAAGUAUACUAAAAGUGAAGUUAUUGAAGAUACAACUGCUCCUAUAGUAGCUUCCUUCUCUUCACGUGGACCAAACUACAUUGCAGCAGAUAUUUUGAAGCCAGAUAUAACUGCUCCAGGAAUAGAUAUUACAGCUGCAUAUUACCCUGUUUCUUCACCUUCUGGAAUCCUUGGGAAAAAGAGGUCUUUGAAAUACAAUAUAUUGUCUAGAACCUCCAUGGCUUGUCUCAAAACGUUUCACCCUGAUUGGUCUCUGUCAGCUAUUAAAUCUGCUCCCAUGACCAUUGUGUUGGGUCUCAAAUAA
Quercus lobata is the source of this 390-nucleotide messenger RNA. Its product is annotated as subtilisin-like protease SBT4.7. Gene Ontology annotation, biological process: proteolysis. Lineage: Eukaryota; Viridiplantae; Streptophyta; Magnoliopsida; Fagales; Fagaceae. Gene Ontology annotation, molecular function: serine-type endopeptidase activity. Bases 1 to 390 code for a protein of 129 amino acids. The record is from RefSeq and is a predicted model, not a curated record. The transcript is spliced from 3 exons.